CCUCCUCCUCCUCCUCCUCCUCCUCCUCCUCCCAUGGAAGCCGGAGCUGGACUUGUCGCCGGUUCUCACAACCGCAACGAGCUCGUUGUGAUUCACGGCCAUGAGGAGUCGAAGCCUUUGAAGAACUUGGAUGGGCAAGUGUGUGAGAUCUGUGGGGAUGAGGUUGGGCUCACGGUUGAUGGAGAUUUGUUCGUGGCAUGCAACGAGUGCGGAUUUCCGGUUUGUCGGCCUUGCUAUGAGUAUGAGAGGAGAGAAGGGAGCCAGUUGUGCCCUCAGUGCAAGACUCGAUACAAGCGUCUCAAAGGGAGCCCAAGAGUGGAGGGUGAUGAUGAUGAAGAAGACAUUGAUGAUCUCGAGCACGAAUUCAACAUUGAAGAUGAGCAGAACAAGCACAAGUACAUGGCAGAAGCUAUGCUUCAUGGGAAGAUGAGCUAUGGAAGAGGUCCUGAGGAUGACGAUAACGCUCAAUUUCCAUCAGUUAUAGCUGGUGGCAGAUCCCGACCUGUUAGUGGCGAGUUCCCAAUAUCAUCUUAUGGUCACGGAGAGAUGCCCUCUUCCCUUCACAAACGAGUUCAUCCAUAUCCAAUUUCUGAACCCGGAAGUGAAAGAUGGGAUGAAAAGAAAGAGGGAGGGUGGAAAGAAAGAAUGGACGACUGGAAGCUGCAGCAGGGCAACCUCGGCCCUGAACCUGAUGACAUCAAUGACCCGGACAUGGCAAUGAUAGAUGAGGCAAGGCAGCCACUCUCCAGGAAAGUACCAAUUGCAUCGAGCAAGAUCAACCCAUACCGGAUGGUGAUAGUUGCUCGGCUUGCCAUAUUGGCUUUCUUCCUUCGAUACAGGAUAUUGAACCCAGUACAUGAUGCAUUUGGUCUUUGGUUAACAUCCAUCAUCUGUGAGAUAUGGUUCGCUUUCUCCUGGAUCCUGGAUCAGUUUCCCAAAUGGUUCCCUAUUGAUCGUGAGACCUAUCUUGAUCGCCUCUCUCUCAGAUAUGAAAGGGAAGGUGAACCUAAUAUGCUUUCUCCAGUAGAUGUCUUUGUCAGCACAGUGGAUCCUAUGAAAGAGCCCCCACUUGUGACAGGAAACACAGUUCUGUCAAUAUUGGCUAUGGACUAUCCAGUCGAUAAGAUUUCCUGCUACGUUUCUGAUGAUGGAGCUUCAAUGCUCACCUUUGAAUCUUUGUCUGAAACCGCCGAAUUUGCUCGAAAAUGGGUACCCUUCUGCAAAAAGUUCUCUAUAGAGCCCCGAGCCCCUGAAAUGUACUUCACUUUGAAGAUUGAUUAUCUCAAAGACAAAGUCCAGCCAACCUUCGUCAAAGAGCGGCGAGCAAUGAAGAGAGAAUAUGAAGAAUUCAAAGUGCGGAUCAAUGCGUUGGUUGCUAAAGCUGCGAAGGUACCUCCAGAGGGAUGGAUCAUGCAAGACGGUACACCAUGGCCAGGAAACAACACAAAGGAUCAUCCAGGCAUGAUUCAAGUCUUUCUUGGACACAGCGGAGGUCUUGAUGCAGACGGAAAUGAGCUCCCUCGCCUUGUUUAUGUAUCUCGUGAGAAGAGGCCUGGCUUCCAACACCACAAGAAAGCUGGUGCCAUGAAUGCCUUGGUUCGUGUCUCUGGUGUGCUUACAAAUGCUCCUUUCAUGCUGAACUUGGAUUGUGACCACUACAUAAAUAACAGCAAGGCCGUCCGCGAGGCCAUGUGCUUCUUGAUGGACCCUCAGAUAGGAAGAAAGGUUUGUUACGUCCAAUUCCCUCAAAGAUUUGAUGGCAUUGAUACGAAUGAUCGGUACGCCAACAGGAACACAGUUUUCUUUGAUAUCAACAUGAAAGGUCUAGAUGGAAUCCAGGGCCCAGUAUAUGUGGGCACUGGAUGUGUCUUCCGGAGACAGGCAUUAUAUGGCUAUGAACCCAAGGGUCCUAAGCGUCCUAAGAUGGUCAGCUGUGAUUGCUGCCCAUGCUUUGGCCGCCGCAAACUCCCGAAGUAUUCUAAGCAUAGUGCCAAUGGGGAUGCUGCAGAUCUGCAAGGAAUGGAUGAUGACAAGGAGCUAUUGAUGUCCGAGAUGAAUUUUGAGAAGAAGUUUGGGCAGUCGGCAAUUUUUGUUACCUCAACUUUGAUGGAACAGGGUGGCGUACCCCCUUCUUCAAGUCCAGCAGCACUGCUGAAAGAAGCCAUCCAUGUUAUCAGUUGUGGGUAUGAAGAUAAAACUGAAUGGGGCACCGAGUUGGGCUGGAUUUAUGGUUCUAUCACAGAGGAUAUCCUAACAGGCUUUAAGAUGCAUUGCCGUGGUUGGAGGUCCAUUUAUUGUAUGCCAAAGAGACCAGCAUUCAAGGGAUCUGCUCCAAUUAAUCUUUCAGAUAGGCUCAAUCAAGUGCUUCGUUGGGCACUUGGUUCUGUUGAGAUCUUUUUUAGCCACCACAGUCCAGUCUGGUAUGGAUACAAAGGGGGGAAGCUUAAAUGGCUCGAACGGUUUGCAUAUGUCAACACAACCAUCUAUCCUUUUACCUCCUUACCACUCCUUGCCUACUGUACUCUUCCGGCCAUUUGCUUGCUGACAGACAAGUUCAUCAUGCCAGCAAUUAGCACUUUUGCCAGUCUUUUCUUCAUUGCUCUUUUUAUGUCAAUCUUUGCAACCGGCAUUCUUGAACUGAGGUGGAGUGGAGUGAGCAUUGAGGAAUGGUGGAGAAAUGAGCAAUUCUGGGUCAUUGGUGGUGUGUCAGCUCACUUGUUUGCUGUUGUACAAGGUCUCCUGAAGGUAUUGGCUGGAAUAGACACUAAUUUCACAGUGACAUCCAAAGCGUCUGAUGACGAAGACUUUGGCGAACUGUACGCAUUCAAAUGGACAACGUUGUUAAUCCCUCCAACUACUAUAUUGAUCAUCAACCUAGUUGGAGUAGUUGCCGGAAUCUCUGAUGCUAUUAAUAAUGGAUACCAAGCAUGGGGACCUCUGUUUGGGAAAUUGUUCUUCGCCUUCUGGGUGAUUCUCCAUCUCUAUCCCUUCCUGAAAGGGCUGAUGGGGAGACAGAACCGUACACCAACAAUAGUGGUCAUAUGGUCAGUACUCCUGGCUUCCAUAUUCUCCUUGCUGUGGGUCCGAAUUGAUCCGUUCGUGCUAAAGACCAAGGGGCCUGAUACCAAGAAAUGUGGAAUCAAUUGUUAAUUCUCAAAUUUCAUGCUUCAGUGUGUGCAUCUCCUCAAGUACAAGGAUAUUUCGUCCAGAUGAAUUUAGUGUACAGAUAUGCAGCACAGAAGUGCUUGAGAUUGAAUAAGGAUAGAGUGCAAUUUUUUGUGUAUCACAAGGCAAGAAUGUCCAUUUUUGUAAUUGAAUGAUAUGUCCUCUGAUAAGAUUGGAGAAAUCCCAAGUGGAUCAUACUAGGCUAUAAGCGUUUUCUUCCGAGAAAUUAAGUAUUUACAAUAUCCUAUUUCAUACUAAAAAAAAUCAAUCCUACAUUUCUC
Messenger RNA from Eucalyptus grandis, 3446 nucleotides. Its product is annotated as cellulose synthase A catalytic subunit 7 [UDP-forming]. Gene Ontology annotation, biological process: plant-type primary cell wall biogenesis; cellulose biosynthetic process. NCBI's taxonomy places the organism in Eukaryota, Viridiplantae, Streptophyta, Magnoliopsida, Myrtales, Myrtaceae. The record is from RefSeq and is marked provisional. Gene Ontology annotation, cellular component: plasma membrane; trans-Golgi network. Gene Ontology annotation, molecular function: cellulose synthase (UDP-forming) activity.